Molecule: messenger RNA, 1817 nt
Organism: Sebastes umbrosus (honeycomb rockfish)
Lineage: Eukaryota; Metazoa; Chordata; Actinopteri; Perciformes; Sebastidae
Gene: mcl1b
Product: MCL1 apoptosis regulator, BCL2 family member b
Exons: 3
Coding region: 182-1021 (279 amino acids)
Biological process (GO): release of cytochrome c from mitochondria; intrinsic apoptotic signaling pathway in response to DNA damage; positive regulation of apoptotic process
Cellular component (GO): mitochondrial outer membrane
Molecular function (GO): protein heterodimerization activity; channel activity; protein homodimerization activity
Source: RefSeq, a predicted model, not a curated record
UUGCUUCACUUCCGUUUCACAGCAGCCAUGAAGAAGAAUGAGUGAGCGCUGGAGAACACGCUAGCUUCAUUACAUCUAUUAACACCGAAAGCUAGCACUAUUCUCUUAAUUGACUAAAUUUUUUUGUACGGAAAACAAAGUAAGUGAAUUUGUCAAGCAAGCUUAAACAAUAAUAAUCCAAAUGAAUAUAAUAUCGAAGCGAACAGACGCGUUCAAGAUGACGACAAUGAGCUGUUUCAUUCUUCCUCAAAAUGGAGUCGGAGACGGAGCCAUCCACUACGGCUCCGGAGGUUCUUCUCCACAGAUGAUCACCAUGGGAACAUCUAAAGACUCUCAAAACGAUACCCCGAAACGACCCAAGAACCUGGGAGUUAACGCAACAAAUGGGUACGUGACUAAAAGCCUCAGCGAAGAGGAAGUCGAGGACGGAUCGCUGCCGUGUACUCCGGAGAUGCACUCCGACAGCGAGAGCGACGUCUCCGGCUGUCCAGCAGGGGACGAAGCGCUGGAGCACGACACGAGGCAUCUCAUCAGACGUGUGCUCACAGACUUAACUGGACUCUCUCAAGCUCAGUGGAAUGAAAGCAGAGCAUUAACAACCAUGAAGAGAGUCGUGGAGGACGUUUUGGAAAAACACAGAUACGCAUACAAUGGUAUGGUUAACAAAUUGUCAUUGGAUGACAGAACAGAUGAUGCCAGUUUUGUAAGCGCUGUAGCCAAGAGCCUCUUUGCAGACGGCACCACCAACUGGGGCCGUGUCGCCAGCCUGGUGGCCUUUGGGGCGGUGGUGUGUCAAUACCUGAAGGAGAGAGGCAGGGAGAACUGUGUGGAGCUCGUGGGACAGGAGAUCUCCACGUACUUGCUAUCAGACCAGCGGGACUGGCUGGUCAAAAACAAUGGCUGGGAUGGAUUUGUUGAGUUCUUUCGAGUAGCAGACCCAGAAUCCACAGUGAGGAACACACUCAUGGCCUUUGCAGGAUUUGCUGGUAUUGGGGCAACACUUGCCCUGUUGAUCAGGUGAAUUUUUGGACACUCAAAGACUUAUUUUCACAUGAUGGAUGCUUCUUCUCUUGACAACAUUUCCUCCACAUUGAAAUUGGACUUUGAUGGACUUGAACUGGGCUCCCCUUCCACCCCCAACUGCAAAUAAGUAAAAUUGUUUGCUGUUGACAGAAAUGGAUGGACUUUACUUACAGCAGCCAACCUUCAAGCAAUUAGGGGUUUAUUUAAAAUACAAAGAAAUUAUAUUUUUCUAAUAAAUAUAAGUGCUAUGCAAUGGUCAGUUGACCUGAUUUUUUGCUUAAUUUUCACCUGAUUAUGUUAUGAUACUAGUUUGUUAUUAAUUCUGUCACAAUUCCCUGGCAGUAAUGUUGUUUUGUAAGUAAGCCCUAAGCCAAAGCUGGAAGGGAAAUCUGCAUUUUCCAUAUCAUGCAGUCAUGAAGCCCAUUUCCAUAGAGUCCAUUGAUCACCCCUGGAUGCCUCAACUAUGUGUUGGGAGCAGGGGAGGCAGGAUUUGCAUUUGAGUGUAGCUCUACUUCCUUGUUAUGAAAAUAUUUGAUCUGCGCUGGGAGACGAGAAGCAACCACAUGCAGGACUUUUGGCUGAACAGCAGCCUGGAAAGUUUGAGUCUGUUGGAAGAAAUGAACAAGGACUGGGAGAUGGGAAGAUACAGCUUGUGCUGGCCGACUGCACCGAAGCUGACAGUAAUUGGGGGACGAUAUUCGUACUCGGAGAGAGAAGGCAGAAAAUGAUUCAUAGUACAGAUCUAGGAUGUAAGCUAUAAAUCUUUCAAAUAAUAAAAAAAGAAACAUAAUUCA